Hemiscyllium ocellatum (epaulette shark) is the source of this 576-nucleotide messenger RNA. It is a transcript of the gene rpl30, whose product is annotated as ribosomal protein L30. Gene Ontology annotation, cellular component: cytosolic large ribosomal subunit. The record is from RefSeq and is a predicted model, not a curated record. The transcript has 4 exons. The coding region runs from base 174 to 521 and encodes 115 amino acids. NCBI's taxonomy places the organism in Eukaryota, Metazoa, Chordata, Chondrichthyes, Orectolobiformes, Hemiscylliidae. Gene Ontology annotation, molecular function: RNA binding; structural constituent of ribosome.
GGAUAGCCUUCCUUUUCUCCCUCCGGCCAUCUUGGGUUCGCCUCGGUGCUGCCGCUGCUUGUCCCCGAGCGGAGUCUGAACCCUCCCGCCGCGCCGUGUUGCGCUGCCGGUCCUUCUCCUUCCCCCUCCCGCUCACGUACACCGUUACUCGGGCUCUGCAGACACCGGCAAAGAUGGUGGCGGCCAAGAAGACGAAAAAGUCUUUGGAGUCCAUCAACUCCAGGCUCCAGCUGGUUAUGAAAAGUGGCAAAUAUGUGCUGGGUUACAAACAGACUUUGAAAAUGAUUCGUCAGGGCAAAGCCAAGCUAGUUAUUCUUGCCAACAACUGUCCAGCUUUGAGGAAGUCGGAGAUUGAGUAUUAUGCUAUGUUAGCCAAGACUGGAGUGCAUCAUUACAGUGGCAACAAUAUCGAACUAGGUACAGCUUGUGGUAAAUACUACAGAGUGUGUACACUGGCUAUCAUUGAUCCUGGUGAUUCUGACAUCAUCAGGAGCAUGCCAGAACAAAUCAGUGAGAAAUAAACUGGGCUGCAACUCUGAAAUGUUUUACAAAUAAAGUUAUUCUGUUAAAAAGGCA